This is a messenger RNA of Acipenser ruthenus (sterlet), 3203 nucleotides long. Its product is annotated as zinc finger protein 652-like. The transcript has 7 exons. The coding region runs from base 503 to 2428 and encodes 641 amino acids. Lineage: Eukaryota; Metazoa; Chordata; Actinopteri; Acipenseriformes; Acipenseridae. The record is from RefSeq and is a predicted model, not a curated record. Gene Ontology annotation, cellular component: nucleus. Gene Ontology annotation, biological process: regulation of transcription by RNA polymerase II. Gene Ontology annotation, molecular function: DNA-binding transcription activator activity, RNA polymerase II-specific; RNA polymerase II cis-regulatory region sequence-specific DNA binding.
AGCGAGCGCGGGACGGUGCGCGAAACCAGGCCGGCCACGUAGCGCUGCAGCCGAAGGGAGAGAGAGAGAGAGAGUCUCUGUGUGAGAGAAAGACAGCGGAGUUAAAUAGAAUAAAACAACAACACGGAGAGAGGUUCAUGUAAACAUACAGAUAAUAAAACAGAGAGGGUUUCUGAAAUAAGCUUAUUGCGCAUUCGUUUACCCUGAACAACACAGUCUGUAAGUGUCAGAGAAUGGGGAGAGAGGGCGCUCUUGCCGGGUUUGCCGUGGAUAAUGUUUGCGAAGUGUCGCCUAUGGCUGCUAACUCAAGAAGGACUGUUUUCUCAAGUCAUAUCCAGCAGUUAAGCUAAAAACACCAAAUCCUGCUACAAGAUGAUAAGCUCUUGCUGCUGUUGCUGCUGCUGCUAACACACAAUAAAGGAAUACUGUACAACUGGAGAAGAGAAAUAAGAGCCAUCUACGUUGCUUCCCCCUCCCCCCACCCCCACCCAGACCACUGCUAAUGAGAUCUUGCCAAAAGCCGAAGGACGGGCAUACGAUACAGGGUGCUGCUGGGAUGGCCCAAGAGGAGAGCCGUCGACCCAAAGUCCCACCUUCUUACUACCACGGUGCAGCCCAGGAGCUUGACCUGUCCACCAAGCUCUACAAGAGGGAGUGCAGCGGGAAGCCGUACUCUGUGCUGGUGGACAACAAGAUGAGCAAGACCUCCCUGACAGAGGUGCUGCCCCAGCAACAACAGCAGCAGCAGCAACCCUACUACAGGGAAGGGGGCAAGGGGGCACAGGAGGAAGAAGGAAGAGAAGGAGCAGGGCAGUCCUUGACGGGGGAUAGGGAAGGCUCGGAGGAGACAGAGGAUGAGGAGGAAGAGGAGGGAGAGGAAGAGGAGGAGGAGCAGCAGCAGUCUUUCAAGAGGGAGCAGAUCAUCGUGGAGGUGAACCUCAACAACCAGACUCUGAAUGUCUCCAAGGGCGAGAAGGGCCUGCCCUCACAGUGCGUGAUGAAGUGCAGCGAUGAGGAGGAGGAGGAGGAGAUAAACGAGAGCCCGGAGGAGGAGGAGGAGGUGGCAGAGGAGAACGGGAGGCAGAAGGGGAGAGCCAAGAAGGCGAAGAGGAGUGGCACCCACCCCCCGCGCAGGACCAGGAAGGCGGCCAUGGCAGCUGCCAGCGCAGUGGCAUCCUGUGUGACCAGGAGGGGCCGCAGGAAGAGCUCGGAGCCCCCCAAGAGGAAACGCAGGGUCACACCCCGCGAGAGCAAGGACUCCCCCGCCACACCCACACACCCCUCCCCCUCCUCCUCCCCCACCAGCGCCAGCGCCGCCUCUCAGAAGGGCAAGAGCGGGGCGGGGGGCGAGGAGAAGGAGCCGCUGACCUGCGAGAAGUGCCCGCGGGUUUUCAACACUCGCUGGUACCUGGAGAAGCACAUGAACGUCACCCACCGGCGCAUGCAGAUCUGCGACAAGUGCGGGAAGAAGUUUGUGCUGGAGAGCGAGCUGGCGCUGCACCAGCAGACCGACUGCGAGAAGAACAUCCAGUGCGUCUCCUGUAAUAAAUCCUUCAAGAAGCUCUGGUCCUUGCAUGAGCAUAUCAAGAUUGUCCACGGCUAUGCAGAGAAAAAGUUUGCCUGCGAGAUCUGUGAGAAGAAGUUCUACACCAUGGCUCAUGUCCGGAAGCACAUGGUUGCACACACCAAGGACAUGCCCUUCACCUGCGAGACCUGUGGGAAGUCAUUCAAGCGCAGCAUGUCCCUGAAGGUGCACUCACUGCAGCACUCUGGAGAGAAGCCUUUCAGGUGCGAGAACUGUGACGAGCGCUUCCAGUACAAGUACCAGCUGCGCUCCCACAUGAGCAUCCACAUCGGACACAAGCAGUUCAUGUGCCAGUGGUGCGGCAAGGACUUCAACAUGAAGCAGUACUUCGAUGAGCACAUGAAGACACACACCGGAGAGAAGCCGUUCAUCUGUGAGAUCUGUGGGAAGAGCUUCACCAGCCGGCCCAACAUGAAGCGUCACCGGCGCACCCACACGGGGGAGAAGCCGUACCCCUGCGACGUGUGCGGACAGCGCUUCCGCUUCUCCAACAUGCUCAAGGCACACAAGGAGAAGUGCUUCCGGGUCACCAGCCCCGUCAACGUGCUCCCGGCGCUGCCCAUCCCGCUGCCCAUCACCACUGCAGCACCCCCUCCCCCCGCCUCACCCUCCCCCACCAGCCCCACCCCCCUCGCCCUGCCCCCGCGGCCCAUCCCACACCCCUUCUCACACCUCCACCUGCACCCCCACAGCCACCACCACCUGGCUGUGCCCCCAGUGUCUCACCUCCCCCCGCCCCCAGCACUCUUCAAGAGCGAGCCCUUGAACCACAGAGGCCACGGGGAGGACGGGUACCUGCGGCACAUGGGCGACAAGAACACUGGAGCGCAGCAGCAGCAUUAAAAUGCAAUGUGUGUGUGUGUGUGUGUGUGUCUACAUUAUAUAUAUAUAUAAUAUCCAGUAUAUAUGAAUAUAUAUAUAGAGAGAGAGAGAUUUAUGUGUGUAUAUACAAUAUAAAGUCUUUUGCCCACUUUGCGAAGCUUAUGGAGAGAGGGCAUUCCAAACUGAUACUAUGUUCCUGUGAAAAUGCUGCUUUCAGUGGGUGUUUGCUACAGGGCCCUUUUAUAUGAGCAGUAGAGUCUUGAUCAUUCGUUGCCCCCACUGCUCUGCGGUGAACUGUUUUACCACAGCAGCGCAAAGUGGACGGCUGACUUUGGAAUCGCGCUAUGCACACACACACGCAACCUUUCAAGUGAAUGCAUAUCUUUUUUUUUUUCUUUUUUUAAAUCCAGAAUCAAAUAUUAUUGCUUACUCCCCCUUACCGUGAAGAUGCAGUACUCCUUUGAAAUCCCUUCAGUCACCCUGUGUGUGUGUUCAGUACAUGCCAGUGUAUAUACACACAUACGUGCCUAUAGUGUCGCUACUAGCAUUAAAACAUUGCAGAAUUCUUCAACGGUGGAGAAGACUUGCUGAUCCUGGUAUAGGAAACAUGGGCUUCUUUUGAGUAAAGGCACUUUUUUUGCCCUUUUUCUUCUACACCCUGUACACUUUAUAUAAAGUUUUAAGGAAAAGAAAAAAAUAGCAUUAAUUUGAACCUGACAAUAUGAAUCUUAAUGUAAAACCAAUCUCAACUUCUGGGAUGAUUCAUGCAUUUUCUUUUUUUUUUUGGGGGGGGGGG